AUGUCACUCAAUCGGACCCUAUCUUUGGCCUUUGUCAUAGCAGCCUGCCUGUUUCUCUAUGCCCUUUCCAACCAGUGGGUUAGCGCAACGGCAGAGGCCAUCCAGGGGAAUCUCGUCCCUCAUCUACGUCCAAACUUUGAGCAGAUUGCCCGAAAAUACGGCACCGAUAAAGUCACCACGCACAAAUACCAGUUCAUGUACGACAAGUACCUAUCCAGCAUUCGAGAUGAAGAGUUAAAAGUCUUGGAGAUCGGACUCGGCUGCAACAUGGACUACGGCCCAGGGGCGUCCUACUACACUUGGCUUGAAUACCUGCCAUUCGUCGAUCUCUACUUCAUCGAGUAUGAUAGGCAGUGUGCCGAAAAGUACCAAGACAAAACCGCCAACGCACAUGUGUUCAUCGGCGAUCAAGCAGACACCGUCUUUCUUGCAAGGUUCUCCGCAGAAACAACGGCAGAUGGCUUAUUCGACGUCAUUAUCGACGAUGGUGGUCAUACGAUGAAUCAGCAAAUCGCAUCUCUCGAGGUCCUCUGGAAAACCGUUAAACCCGGAGGUCUAUACGUGAUUGAGGAUCUGCAGACCAGUUACUGGGAAUCGUUUGGGGGAGACCCUGCUGGGAAGGGAUCGUCGAAAGAGACUACGAUAUCUUAUUUAUACCAGCUCAUCGACGACUUGAUGAUUGGGAAGAGCGCAAAACAGAUUAGCCACGACGUACUCUCCAUCGAUUGUAUGGCGGAGAUUUGUGUGCUACGAAAGAAGGAACAUUUGUAA
This is a messenger RNA of Trichoderma harzianum CBS 226.95, 771 nucleotides long. RefSeq lists its product as hypothetical. The transcript has 3 exons. The coding region runs from base 1 to 771 and encodes 256 amino acids. NCBI's taxonomy places the organism in Eukaryota, Fungi, Ascomycota, Sordariomycetes, Hypocreales, Hypocreaceae. The record is from RefSeq and is a predicted model, not a curated record.